AUGCAGCACCUAGCUGUGCUAUUUGCCCUAGCACUGAACUGCUUUGCCAGCCCAGUUGCCCAACAGGAAACCUUGCAACAAGCGCCACCCUCUAAUCUGGUUUCUUUGGCGUACGCCCUUGAUCUCUCUGCACCAGUAAGCGUAUCAGGAUUCACGUGCUUCCGACAAAAUCUCUACAAUGUAGUCUUUAUCAGAGGCUAUGCUCCAACUGGUUCCGGAACCGUCGACACGUACGCGUGCGCUAAUAUCCAAAACGCCAACAGUGCUGGACUCGGCACAGAAGUGUACAUGACCCCUCAGCCAAACUCUGCUAAGGGUGGCGCCCAGCAAUUCGACGAAAUGUACAAUAAUCUGCGAAACUCGAACAUCAACGUACGAUCAGUGUGGAUUCAGGUGACGUCACCAAUCAACUGGUUUGCGAGUACCACCACCAAUAUCAACUUCCUGAACAGUAUCUUGUCAAGAGCUAGCCAAUAUGGCCUUACUAUCGGAAUCUACACAAAUUUCUACGACUGGUCUCAAAUCACGGGUGGAGCGACGAUCAAUAACGCUAUGCUCUGGUGGGUAGUUAUUUGA
Cooperia oncophora is the source of this 576-nucleotide messenger RNA. Lineage: Eukaryota; Metazoa; Nematoda; Chromadorea; Rhabditida; Trichostrongylidae. The record is from the annotation of a GenBank genome assembly.